Solanum tuberosum (potato) is the source of this 690-nucleotide messenger RNA. RefSeq lists its product as uncharacterized. The transcript has 2 exons. NCBI's taxonomy places the organism in Eukaryota, Viridiplantae, Streptophyta, Magnoliopsida, Solanales, Solanaceae. Bases 1 to 690 code for a protein of 229 amino acids. The record is from RefSeq and is a predicted model, not a curated record.
AUGACUCAGACAGCAAUAGGGAAAAUAUGCACAAUGUUGUGGAAGCCGAAUAUAUUUGAGGUUGCUAUUGAACAUUUCUCAGAUAUUUUCACUGAGGAAGAUACCCAAGAUCAUGAUAACAUUUUCCGAUAUGUGGAGGCCACUAUCACCGCAGAAGACAACAUGAAGAUUCGAAACAUCCCUACAGAAGAAGAAAUAAGAGACGUUAUCUUCUCAGUUAAUCUAGAUAGUGCGGCAGGUCCUGAUGGCUAUAAUGGCCUCUUCUUCCAAAAUGCUUGGGAGAUCAUAAAGUUAGAUGUCUGCAAUUAUGUCCACUCUUUUUUCAAUGGGGCAGAGUUGAUCAAGGCCCCAUCAGAUUUCUCUCAAUUUAGACGUAUUAGUUUGGCCAAUGUUACCAACAAGAUCAUAUCCAAAAUAUUGGCCAAAAGAAUUGCUGAACUUCUACCGAGGAUCAUCUCAGAGAAUCAAGCAGGUUUUGUUAAAGGUAGACUCAUUACAGAAAAUGUUGUUCUGGCUCAAGCUCACGGUAUUAAACAUCAUGAUGAUUCAGGAAAUCUUGUCAUAAAGCUCGAUAUGUCCAAAGCUUAUGAUAGAUUGUCCUGGUCUUUCCUAAUGGAUGCUAUGAGAAAAUUUGAAUUUUCUGACAAGGUGAUUGAUAUCAUUUUCAAUAUCAUCUCUAACAACUGGUAA